Messenger RNA from Mus pahari (shrew mouse), 2903 nucleotides. It is a transcript of the gene Rpap2, whose product is annotated as RNA polymerase II associated protein 2. Lineage: Eukaryota; Metazoa; Chordata; Mammalia; Rodentia; Muridae. The record is from RefSeq and is a predicted model, not a curated record. The transcript has 12 exons. Gene Ontology annotation, molecular function: RNA polymerase II CTD heptapeptide repeat phosphatase activity; RNA polymerase core enzyme binding. Bases 87 to 1805 code for a protein of 572 amino acids. Gene Ontology annotation, cellular component: cytoplasm; nucleus.
CCUGGACCCUCCCCCAGCCCGGUUCCGGGAGAAGCGUGUGGAGGCAAAACCUCGCAGACGCCGUGCUGUCUCGCCCCUUGCUUCUGAUGGCAUAUCCCAUGGCCGACUCUGCUGUACCUUGCUCUCUGGGCCCAAGUACCCGGGCUUCCAGCACCCACCGAGACGCUACCGGUACUAAACACACCAGAGCCCUGAAACGAGGAGAUGCGUCCAAAAGGCAAGCAGAACUGGAAGCUGCUGUACAAAGGAAGGUGGAGUUUGAAAGGAAAGCUGUACGCAUCGUAGAGCAGCUCUUAGAGGAGAACAUCACAGAAGAAUUCCUGAAGGAGUGUGGGAUGUUCAUCACACCAGCUCACUACAGUGACGUUGUGGAUGAGCGGUCCAUCAUCAAACUCUGUGGCUAUCCUUUAUGUCAGAAGAAGCUAGGGGUUAUCCCGAAACAGAAAUACCGAAUUUCUACUAAAACCAAUAAAGUUUAUGAUAUUACUGAAAGAAAGUCUUUCUGCAGCAAUUUUUGUUACAGAGCAUCUAAAUUUUUUGAAACACAGAUUCCCAAAACUCCAGUAUGGGUUCGAGAGGAAGAGAGGCCUCCUGACUUUCAGCUGUUGAAGAAAGGACAAAGUGGCAGUUCUGGAGACGUAGUACAGUUCUUCAGAGAUGCCGUGACAGCAGCAGAUGUUGACGGUUCCGGUGCCUUGGACACGCAGUGUGAACCUGCUUCUUCCAGCUCUUGGAGCGAGCGUACCAGUGAUGAGGAGGAACAAGGCUUUGUUUCUUCUCUUCUACCAGGAGACAGACCAAAGGCAGUGGAUACAAGACCACAGCCACACACAAGACACAGCAUAAUGAAGAAGAAGGCUGCUCAGAAAGUGGACUCCAAGGCAGGAGAACAGACCACGUCAGAGAUUACUGAGCAGUUGCAUAACUGCAGAUUAGAUCAUCAGGAGAAAGUGGCCACUUGUAAACUUCCUUUAAAGAAAGAAAAUGCUCAGAUUUCUUCACCUGGCCCUUUGUGUGACAGAUUUAACACUUCAGCCAUUUCUGAACAUAAACACAGUGUAUCACAAGUUACUCUUGUAGGCAUAAGCAAGAAGAGUGCUGAGCAUUUCAGGAGCAAAUUUGCCAAGUCUAACCCAGGUUCUGGGUCAGCCUCUGGUUUGGUACAGGUGCGUCCUGAGGUUGCGAAGGCAAACUUACUCCGAGUUCUGAUGGACACUCUGACUGAAUGGAAGACAGAAGAAACACUGAAGUUUUUAUACGGCCAGGACCACGAUUCUGUGUGCCUGAAACCCUCUUCAGCCUCUGAGCCUGAUGAAGAACUUGAUGAAGAUGACAUACGUUGUGACCCAGGUAGUUGUGGUCCUGCCCUAAGUCAAGCUCAGAACACCCUGGAUGAGACACUGCCCUUUAGAGGCUCAGACACAGCCAUUAAGCCACUGCCAAGUUAUGAGAGCUUGAAAAAGGAAACGGAGAUGCUGAACCUGAGGGUCAGAGAGUUCUACAGAGGGCGCUGUGUUUUAAAUGAAGACACUACCAAGUCUCAGGACUCAAGAGAGAAUGCGUUUCAGCGUGAUCCCAGUUUCCCACUGAUAGAUUCAAGUUCCCAGAACCAGAUUAGAAGACGGAUUGUUCUUGAGAAAUUGAGCAAAGUAUUGCCUGGACUUUUGGGUCCUCUUCAGAUUACAAUGGGAGAUAUUUAUACCGAACUUAAAAACCUCAUUCAGACUUUCAGAUUAUCAAAUACAAACAUUAUACACAAACCUGUGGAAUGGACUUUAAUUGCUGUGGUCUUGCUGUUACUAUAAAGCUCUGAAGUGAAGGCCCAUGAUGGCAUGCCCCCCUCGCACGCUUUCUUAUCUGUCCUCUCUGACCACUUCAAACACCAUCACAUUACUGGCCUCACAUACCUAUUAGUUAUUUAUGUUGGUGACUUUGUCUUUUUCCCUAAGGUAAAUUUUGUUUUGUGAUUUAGGAUCCUCUGACUCUGUGGCCCAGGCUGCCAUGCUGCCCACAGCUCACAGCCAUCCUGCUGCCUCAAUUCUUCCAGGUCUAGGAUUACGAGAGUGCACCACUACAGCCAGCUUACCUAAGAUAGAAUUAAUAGAACCUUUAUUUGCGUAAUUACCUUUUAACAAGCCAUAUUUCAUUAAAUGUAAUUCCACUGCCCUAGAUACAACACUUAUACAAGAGUCUUGAAGCCCUAAUCUCAGCUGAACAAAUUAUUCAGCCUCAGUGAGUGCUAGUUUCCUCAUUGGAAGUGUGAGGAGUUAGACUGAAUUUAGGUUUUGUUGACGCAGUGCUUGUUUCUAAUGAGACUCAGUAGCUGCAGGUGCCAUCCCUGACAUCCAGCAUGAGAGUGAGGGGUGCUGAAGGAGAUGGUGAGGGCACUGUGGGGUUGCUGGAGGCGUCCACUAGAGUAAAGCCGUGCUCUGAAAAGGCAGCUCUUUCCCCUCAUCCCUAGCCUAGCGCUUUCCCACUCUCUCCCCACACUUCCUCUCUUUGACUGGAAGUCAGUGUUGCUUGGUAAAGGUUUACUCAGAAUCUUAAUUUCAAAAAUGAAGAAGUAAGGCUAAUGGUAUUGAAUGUUGGUCUUGGGUGUACAAAGCUGGGUUUGGACACACACACACACACACAAUUAAAUUAAAAAUCAGAUAAACUAUCUUUCUGCUUCCAAACACGGUUUCACUUUUACUUCUUUAGUGGUUCUGCUUCAUUCUCCUACCCCAGAUCAUGAUUUGCCCUGGGAAACCUAAGGCACAAUCUCAAACAGGUAGCCUAUGCAACUGUGCCUAACCCUGGUGACUCCUCUCUCAUCAGAAGAUCUUUACCUCCCAUGUCCUUCUGUUUCCCAUGGUGUACUAGUCCAUCUAUGAGACAUAAACAUGUAAUUCACCCUUGCAAAA